Zerene cesonia (dogface butterfly) is the source of this 1468-nucleotide messenger RNA. RefSeq names its product protein-L-isoaspartate(D-aspartate) O-methyltransferase-like. Gene Ontology annotation, biological process: protein modification process. The coding region runs from base 20 to 823 and encodes 267 amino acids. Gene Ontology annotation, molecular function: protein-L-isoaspartate (D-aspartate) O-methyltransferase activity. The transcript has 6 exons. Lineage: Eukaryota; Metazoa; Arthropoda; Insecta; Lepidoptera; Pieridae. The record is from RefSeq and is a predicted model, not a curated record. Gene Ontology annotation, cellular component: cytoplasm.
CGAUUUCAAUUUCAUUUUGAUGGUGAAAAAAGGAAAAAAAUCUACUGUUACAUUUUCAUUUUAUAAACAUUUCAUAAAAUCCAUCAAAAUAACGCCGCCAAGAAUUUUUGGUUUCCUUUUGCUACUAAGUUGUGCCUACGCAAUUAUGGCUUGGAGAAGCCAUGGAGUUAAUAAUGCAGAUAUGAUACGUAAUCUCAGAGCAAAUGGAAUUAUUAAAUCGGAUGCUGUAGCAAAUGCUAUGCAGGGUGUCGACAGAAAGAAUUAUUGUCCUUAUGCACCUUACCAUGAUUCUCCACAGGCCAUUGGAUAUUCUGCUACAAUAAGUGCACCUCAUAUGCAUGCUCAUGCUUUGGAAAGGUUGAAAAAUCAAUUGAUACCUGGUGAGAAAGCUUUAGAUGUUGGAUCUGGAUCUGGUUACUUGACAUCCUGUAUGGCUAUCAUGGUUGGUGAGCAAGGCAAGGUGGUUGGCAUAGAUCACAUACCGGAGCUUGUUGCAUUGGCAACUAAAAACAUAAAUCAUGACAACCCAGAUUUGCUGAAAUCAGAAAGAAUUAAACUUAUUACUGGUGAUGGUCGUUUAGGAUAUCCACCCGAAGCACCUUACAAUGCUAUUCAUGUUGGAGCAGCUGCACCUACCUUACCACAAGCUUUAGUUGAGCAGUUGAAACCAGGAGGGAGGCUCAUUGUACCUGUUGGACCUGAAGGAGGAGAGCAACAUUUAACACAAGUGGAUAAAGCAAUGGACGGUACAACAACAGUAAAGAAAUUAAUGAGCGUAAUUUACGUACCGCUUACUGAUAAGAAUCACCAAUAUCGUGAGUGACCCGGCAUAAUCUUAAUAUUUAUCAUUGUUUCUUUCUUCAUAGCAACCACACUAAUACAUCGCCUUGUCCAAAACAUGUGAUUAUAAACAAUAAUUAAUGACUACUCUAGUUAAGGCAACUAGCUAUAUUUAUUAUUUAUUGUAUUUGCUUGUAAUCCUUAUAUUUCCUUAUGUAUGUAUGUAUGUAUCAUAAGUGAUAGCAUCUAAGACAUAUCUAAAUAAAUAAGUUCUAUUUGUAUUUUAUGCUUCCCUUUGUAAAAGUAGAUUUGAUAAAUAUUUCAUUGGUAUUGAGUAGCUUAAAUGGAAGAAUUUGUCUAGGCUCAUCAAAUUUAAAAUCAGGGCUGGAAAGCUGUACUACUAUAUAACGUAUUGUACUUUUAGCUAUAUAUUGUAGUAUGUAAUUUGCUCAUGUGAUAGAUAUUUACACUAUUUUAAACUAUGGCAAAUAAUGAAUAAUUUUUCAGAUUAGUCCUUUUAAAUAUGUGAUGAAUUUAAUUGCCUCUAAGAUAUUGGUGGUGUGUUGGAACGUAGUAUGUACCUUACCAUAAGUCCUAUAAUUUAUUAUAAAUUAAUAAAAUAAUUGUUUUAGGUUCUUGGCGUUAACGCUUUUAUCCUAUGACAUGAAAUAAAAUGCAAUGAAAAUAA